Messenger RNA from Scophthalmus maximus (turbot), 2407 nucleotides. RefSeq names its product SMAD family member 9 (gene smad9). Gene Ontology annotation, molecular function: RNA polymerase II cis-regulatory region sequence-specific DNA binding; DNA-binding transcription factor activity, RNA polymerase II-specific; I-SMAD binding. Gene Ontology annotation, cellular component: heteromeric SMAD protein complex. The record is from RefSeq and is a predicted model, not a curated record. NCBI's taxonomy places the organism in Eukaryota, Metazoa, Chordata, Actinopteri, Pleuronectiformes, Scophthalmidae. Gene Ontology annotation, biological process: cell differentiation; regulation of transcription by RNA polymerase II; transforming growth factor beta receptor signaling pathway. The coding region runs from base 576 to 1976 and encodes 466 amino acids. The transcript is spliced from 8 exons.
CAAUGUACUGUUUAUUAACAAAGCUUUAAUUUGAAAUCUGCAACCGGAUGCAGUUGAUUUAUUGAGACCGGCUUGACGCGUUAACGUCAACACAUGCUCGCAGACACAAACACAUACACCUUCGCUGCCUCAUCAGUGUGCCGGCUCGACCUGCAGACAGGGGAUCUGUCUCACGCACCGGACUGUCUGCGGUGCACUUGUUACCACGACAGAGGUGAUUGGAACUUGACCUGGAUUUCUGGCUGCGUGAGGAAUAGCCUUUAUACUACUGGAGGUUUUCAAAAAAACCAAGGGCUGCCGGAUCCCUUCUGUGCCAACACAGAGAGGAGAUUUAGGGUUUGUGCUGCACUGGCGGGAAUCCAACUCCUCCAGCAGCACUGCUCGGAAGUAGCAGCGGAACACCAAGAAAAAGAAAACAGAAAAGGCCUCUGUUUACAGAGACUCUACCUCGCUACCUCAAUUAUCCCUACCUCUGCUCCUUUUCUGUCCUGGCUACUCAUUUGCCUGUCCCGAGGGGAACUUUUAUCUCGUCAACAUCACCCAUCAGCCCAUCUCGCCUAUUUAUUCAUCUCAAAAUGAACUCCUCAAACUCCAUUACAUCCCUGUUCUCCUUCACCAGCCCGGCUGUGAAGCGCCUGCUCGGCUGGAAGCAAGGCGACGAGGAGGAGAAGUGGGCGGAAAAGGCCGUGGACUCUCUGGUGAAGAAACUCAAGAAGAAGAAAGGGGCAAUGGAGGAGUUGGAGAGGGCACUCAGCUGCCCCGGGCAGCCCAGCAAGUGUGUGACGAUUCCCCGGUCGCUGGACGGCAGGUUGCAGGUGUCCCACAGGAAGGGUCUGCCCCAUGUCAUCUACUGCCGGGUGUGGCGCUGGCCCGACCUGCAGUCCCACCACGAGCUGAAAGCCCUGGACUGCUGCGAGUUCCCGUUCGGCUCCAAGCAGAAGGACAUCUGCGUCAACCCCUACCACUACAGGCGCGUGGAGACUCCUGUGUUGCCGCCAGUUCUGGUCCCACGCCACAGCGAGUUCAACCCGCAACACAGUUUACUGGCGAAGUUCAGGAACGCCUCUCUGCACAGCGAGCCUCUGAUGCCCCAGAACGCCACUUACCCGGACUCCUUCCCUCCGCUGCCCUGCUCCGCCUUCUCCUCCACCUCUUCCUCCCUCGGCCAGUCUCCCGCCUCACAGAGUUACCCCAACUCCCCCAACAGCUCCGCAGAGCCUGGCAGCCCGUAUCACAUCGCAGCAGAGACUCCCCCGCCUCCGUACAGCAUGAUGGAGACAAGUCCUCCAGAGGAUGUGAAGCCCAGCAACUCCACAGGAACCACUAAACUUACUUUUUCUGCUCCACACACAGAUUUACGGCCUGUUUGCUACGAGGAACCGGAGUACUGGUGUUCCAUAGCUUACUACGAGCUCAACAACCGAGUGGGGGAGACUUUCCACGCGUCGUCCCGCAGCGUCUUGGUGGACGGCUUCACGGACCCGUCCAACAACAAGAACCGCUUCUGCCUCGGCCUGCUGUCCAACGUCAACCGCAAUUCCACCAUUGAACACACACGGAGGCACAUAGGCAAAGGCUUACACCUGUACUACGUGGGCGGCGAGGUGUACGCCGAGUGUCUGAGCGACAGCAGCAUCUUCGUCCAGAGCCGCAACUGCAAUUUCCAGCACGGCUUCCACGCCACCACCGUGUGCAAGAUCCCCAGCGGCUGCAGCCUCAAGAUCUUUAACAACCAGCUGUUUGCGCAGCUCCUCGCCCAGUCCGUCAACCACGGCUUCGAGGUCGUCUACGAGCUCACGAAGAUGUGCACCAUUCGAAUGAGCUUUGUCAAGGGCUGGGGUGCUGAAUACCACCGUCAAGAUGUGACCAGCACCCCCUGCUGGAUCGAGGUGCACCUGCACGGGCCCCUGCAGUGGCUGGACAAGGUGCUCACACAGAUGGGCUCCCCGCACAAUCCCAUCUCCUCGGUGUCAUAACACACAAUCACACUUUUCAGUGUGGGCUCUUCGCACAGGUAGUCGUAGAUUCUGUACGCUCCUCUCUGUCCCGUGCUCCCUCUCUAGACACCUUGCUCCAAAUUUGAAAAAAAAAAACCAAAACUAAUGUUACCGGCUUUGUCGAACCGUGCAGCAGAACUGAAAGAUGCGUAGAAUUGAAAUUUAUUCAGCUAAUUUAAAAUGUAGUUAAAAUGAUCAAGUGCUCUUUAUUUUCAGUAUGAUGAUGCAUUUAUCUUCUGUUUUCAUCGGGACAUGUCAACUGCACUCCAAGACGAGAGAAAUUGGGAUUUGUAGGUACAAGACUGUAGUAUGUAUUGUGUUGUAUUGUAAGUGUUGACAAAAUGUUUGACGUUGUGUACUGGUUGUUUUUUCUUCAUUCCAUUAAAGUGUUUUGUGUUUUUUUUCUUUAA